This is a messenger RNA of Heteronotia binoei (common prickly gecko), 1519 nucleotides long. It is a transcript of the gene EXTL2, whose product is annotated as exostosin like glycosyltransferase 2. Gene Ontology annotation, cellular component: membrane. The coding region runs from base 186 to 1181 and encodes 331 amino acids. The transcript has 5 exons. Lineage: Eukaryota; Metazoa; Chordata; Lepidosauria; Squamata; Gekkonidae. Gene Ontology annotation, molecular function: glycosyltransferase activity. The record is from RefSeq and is a predicted model, not a curated record.
GCAUUUGAAUCAACCGGUGCGAGAUCGUAGAUCGCCUUCAUUAGGUCCUUUGAAGAACGCAGGUUUUUUUCCACGAGAUUCUCCACGCUGAUUUACGCUGACGAUGUGAAAUCGUGCCCGACCCAUUGAUUGCUGAGCUAAAGAUUACAUCAAGCAGUUCCUAUAAUUAAGCUUCCAUUGCAGGAAUGAGGUUUUAUCACACCUGCAAGCUCCCAGGAAGAAUUAUGGGGAUCAGACUACUUCAUUUCUCUUCAGUAGUGAUCCUUUUGUUAUUGCUUGUGGCAGGUGCAUUAACUGCUUUGCUGCCCAACAUUAAGGAAGAUAAAAUGCUCAACCUGCGUAGAGAAAGAAAGUCCCAAGGCCAAAUUGCAUCGGAUUCAUUCACUCUCAUUAUGCAAACGUACAACAGGACUGAUUUGCUCUUGAAGCUCUUAAAUCAUUACCAAGGGAUCCCCCAUUUACACAAAGUGAUCGUUGUGUGGAAUAAUGUUGGGGAGAAAGCUCCAGAGGAGACUUGGAAUUCCCUGGGACCUCACCCUGUCCCUGUUAUCUUCAAAGUGCAAACUGCAAAUCGCAUGAGGAACAGACUCCAGGUUUUCCCUGAGCUGGACACCAAAGCUGUUUUGAUGGUGGAUGAUGACACCCUAGUUAGUGCUUAUGAUCUUGUUUUCGCUUUCUCCAUUUGGCAGCAAUUUCCAGAUGAGAUUGUGGGAUUUGUUCCUAGAAAACACAUUCCCAGCCCUUCCGGAAUAUACAGCUAUGGGAGCUUUGAGCUGCAGAGCCCUGUUGUCGGCAGUGGAGACCAGUACUCCAUGGUGCUAAUAGGAGCAGCAUUCUUCAGCAGUGAAUACCUCGAACUCUUUCAAAAGCAGCCUGAAGCUGUCCAUGCCAUGAUAGACGAGACUCAAAAUUGUGAUGACAUUGCCAUGAAUUUCUUAGUGGCCAAACACACCGGAAAACCUUCAGGCAUGUUUGUGAAGCCAGUAGAUAUCCGGAAUUUGGAAAAAGAAAGUAACAGUGGCUACUCUGGAAUGUGGCAUCGGGCAGAACACUUACUCCAGAGGUCGUACUGCCUCAAUAAAUUGGUUAGUAUCUAUGGCAACAUGCCCUUAAAAUACUCCAACAUUAUGAUUUCUCAGUUUGGUUUCCCUAACUAUGCUAAUCACAAGAAUAAAAUGUAAGGAUGCCCUGGGAACAAAUGCUUUCACAUGCUUUUCAGCAAGUUAAAAUGGUAAGCUAAGAAGGGAAUUAGGUAUGCAAGGGAUCUGUAGGUUGCACAAUACUUAGAGCUUGUUUCCUCAAAGGCUGUUUGGAGGUGUGUGAUACCUGGGGGAAGUAUUCCGUCUCUGUGCUCAGCAUGCAAAAGCUUCUUCAGUUAGCUUUGUCAUUUAUCACUAUUUCAGUCAUCAAACCACACUUGCACAAGGACAGAAUAUCCCCAAAAUGCAGGAACCUUCCCAUGGCCAGUAUCACUUAGAGAACCAUGAGAAAAGUUACAUCGCCACCAUUUUUUUUUAAA